Molecule: messenger RNA, 4936 nt
Organism: Stegodyphus dumicola
Lineage: Eukaryota; Metazoa; Arthropoda; Arachnida; Araneae; Eresidae
Biological process (GO): regulation of transcription by RNA polymerase II
Cellular component (GO): nucleus
Source: RefSeq, a predicted model, not a curated record
CAUUUUGAUAUGGUCUUAUGUAGAACCGAAAACCAAAUGAAUAAUAAUGUCUAAAAGUCACAAACAAUAUGUUUGUCCGCACGAAAAUUGUAACAGUGUAUUUAAGCGUCGUACGCGGUAUGAAAGUCAUUUGAGAGUGCACUCUGGCGAACGACCAUUUAUUUGCCCAUUUGAUGAAUGUGACAAGAGUUAUACAAGGGCUUUUCAUUUAAAUCGACAUAUGAAAAUUCAUGAGAGUAGUUUCAGGUGCUCUGUAGAUGGCUGUUUUGAAAUUUUAAAAUCAAAAGCCACAUUGAAAAAACAUAUAGAUCUUAUUCAUAAAAAGAAAAGGCACAAAAUUUUUAAGUGUUCUUACUGUGAUAAAGAAUUUAAUAAACAUAAUUGGCUUCAGAAGCAUGAAUAUAUCCAUACUGGGAUGCCGCCAUUUCUAUGUCCUGCAGAUAAUUGUGAAAGAAGAUUUCUUGUGCCAAGUAAACUUAAGAAACAUAUGAAAAUACAUGAAGGUUAUACGUGUACAAAGCCAGACUGUGAUAAAACAUUUUUAAAAUGGAGUCAAUUAGUAAAGCACAAUGUAAUCAGUCAUCCUAAAGUUCAUAAAUGUGCAUCAUGCAAUAAAGAAUUCUCUAGGUCAUCAAAUUUAAAGGAACAUGAAUUAGUGCAUAAUGAAGAAAGAGAAGUUUUUGAUUGCCCUGUGCCAAAUUGCAGCAGAUUUUACUUCCACAAACGUAAUUUGAAGAAUCAUAUAAAAUCUUACCAUGAAGCAAGACCUUUCGUAUGCCAAGAAGAACAUUGCCAUAAAGCUUUCAAAACAGAGGCUGAUCUUUCAAAACAUGCUUUACGACAUGAUCCUAAUAGGCCAUCGAGAAAGAAGAAGAAAAAGAAGACCAAACCCAAACGAAGUUUUGCUUACAUAUUGGCUGGUUAUGAAAGUAACGAGAGUGAAAACACGGAGACAGUCAUCUGCAAUGAUGCAAACUUAGAAAAAAGAAAUGACGUGUCUUCAGAAUCAGAUCAGUUGGAUUCUCUUAAUAUGACUUUAGUAAUUUCUAAUUCACUUUCUGAGACUUGUACUGAUUAUCUACAAAGUGAUGUUGCAGCUUAUGAAAGUAACGAGAGUGAAAACAUGGAGACAGUCAUUAGCAAUGAUGCAAACUUAGAAAAAAGAAAUGACGUGUCUUCAGGAUCAGAUCAGUUGGAUUCUUCUUAAUAUAUUUUAGUAACUUCUAAUUCACUUUCUGAGACUUGUACUGAUUAUCUACAAAGUGAUGUUGCAGCUUAUGAAAGUAACGGGAGUGAAAACAUGGAGACAGUCAUCUGCAAUGAUGCACACUUAGAAAAAAGAAAUGAUCUGUCUUCAGGAUCAGAUCAAGUGGAUUCUCUUAAUAAGAUUUUAGUAACUUCUAAUUCACUUUCUGAGACUUGUACCGAUUAUCUACAAAGUGAUGUUGCAGCUUAUGAAAGUAACGAGAGUGAAAACAUGGAUACAGUCAUCUGCAAUGAUGCAAACUUAGAAAAAAGAAAUGAUGUGUCUUCAGGAUCAGAUCAGUUGGAUUCUCCUAAUAUGAUUUUAGUAACUUCUAAUUCACUUUCUGAGACUUGUACUGAUUAUCUACAAAGUGAUGUUGCAGCUUAUACUACUAUAUCCAAAAAUGUUCGAAAUUGCAGGUACAUGCCAAUUGUAUGUACAAAUUAAUUUGCAAUUCUUUACUAGUAUGCUGAUAUUCAGAGUGAUAUCAGCAAAUGAUUUUAUACGAAUAUACGAGCUGUGGCUGUAACAAACAUGCUGCUUAUAUUACUUCCAUAAUUAUGACAUAUCAAGAUUCAAUCUCUUCAUUUCUGUGAUGAGAUUUUAGAAGAUAUAGAAGGCACUUAAUAUCAAUCAUAUGAUCUAGAAAAUGAGCAAAAUCUCAGAUUCCCUUCUGGGAAACUGUUAUUUAAAGAUAUCUUAAAAGGUAAAAUUCUUAAGAGUUUGGAGAUUGAGGAGAGGCUACUUGAAAUGGACACAUUUGCACUUUCCUUUUGACAUGCAUUUUAGGUAUUCAAUCUGGAUAUUAAGCAUGCCUUAUAUGAAAAUUUAUUUAUUUAUUUUUUUUUACAGAAAAAGACUAUCUGAAUUCAAGAUAUUAGGCAUGAGAGUCCCUUGUAUGGGUAGUACACAUGCAAUGUCUAUCUGUGUUUAGAUAUCCGUGAUCACGAAAGGUUUAAUAUGACACACAGUCGAACCUGGCUUAUUACGAACCUCCAGAUAUAAUGAACAAACCUUUUCAUCCCAUCCAUUUUCAUAUGCACUUCAUAUUAUUUUAUCCUGCUAUAGCAAACAUCUAAGAGGAUGAAAAUCAGAUUUAAUGAACUGUAUAGUUAUCAAUUGAAAUUCUGUUUUUUAUAUUUUUCAUGUUUUUUUCAGAAUUUUUGCAAAUUUUAAUGAAAAAAAUUACCAAUCAUCCAUGUUUAAAAAAAUGUCAUCCUUAUUCCUAUUUUUCUUUUAUCUUUACCCCCCCCCCACUAUUUUCUGUGUUCUAAACAAAAGCUAUGAGAAACAGGUGUGACUCCCAGCUAUAGGAGAAUAAACAUAUUGCAAGACACAAUACGAGUACAUGAACAUUUAACUGUAAACAUGAAUGGGUUCUUUGAUUCCAUUCAAAUUCUUUCAUAGAGCUGCCAGACAGAAUUCUGUUCAAGGCUCCUGCUGUGAUGAAAAUUUCAUUGUAUGAAGAAAUAGUGAAUCUCAAGAUUUUGCGGCUUUGCACUUGAUUCUUCUUUUAGGGAAUGAAAAUUUUGAUUUUUAUCAGUUUGUUUUACUUGAGUAUAAAUGCUGUCCAUUGCAUUCUUUAGUUCUUUUGAAGGAUAUAAGAUAUUCUUUAUAAAAUUUUCGAAAUCUUUGUGUUGCAACCAUAUAUAUCUUAGGCAAAAUGAUUGUGUUAGCAAAUGGACAUUAGAUAAGGCAUGUAGGUGAUGAAAUUAGUUUCCUCUUUCAUGUUUUUGAGAAGAGCAAAACUCUCACAUAUUCUUUGGCCAACUGUCCUGGACUCCAUUUCUGUGUCAAAAAUUCAUAUGCAUAGUGAGCAGUAAACAUAAAGUUUCUGUAUCAAAGAUAAGCUGAACAUUAUUCAAAAAGUACAACAUGACUGAAAACAUAUUAAUAUCUGCCUAAAUACAGUUUACCUUAAUCUAUAGAUAAUACUAUACAAAAAACUAUCAUGGAAAAAAUUUGCAUGCAAGGAAAAUGUUGAGAAAAUUAGAUUAUAGGGAUGUUGAAGAGCAUUGCUGAAAUGGUUCACCAUUCAAAAAGUUGUAAUCGGCCAAUAUCUAGGCAAAUGCUUGAGACUAAGACCAAUGAAUUUGCCAGGCACUUUGGAAAGACUGCAAAUGAACAAACUACAAAUUAAAUAUUACAUAUAUUGUAAUUGUAAUUAAAUUUUUAAUGAUUUUUCUUUUAAAUUUGACUUAUUUUUGGCUUCUUCAGGUAGGUGUGACAAUGUUAAUCAGUUUUUUCUUUAUUUUUACACGUUUUAUGAGAUAAUCCAUUUUUCUUAUAGGAACAAACAUAGCGAACCAAACUUACAGUCCUUUGAAGUUUGUAAUAGUGGGGUUCGACUGUGCCUCAUAUGCUGCCUAGCACUUGCAUUUUGCUGUUAAUCAUCUAGUGUACUCUUAAAAAACUCAUAUAUCUGAUCAAGAUCAUCCUUCAUUUUGUGUUGGAAUGAUUUGUUUUGCAUGCCAUUUGAGGAUGUGUGAAAUGUUAAGUUACUGUAUUAAGUGAUAAAUGUUAUCAGGAAUAGAUGCUGAGGACUCCUGAGUAGUAAAUACUGCUAUUCAUGUCCUCUUCAUCAACUGUGGUUUUGCAGUAUCCACAAACUAAAUUGUAGCCAUUUGUAGGCAGUUCCUGAUUUUGCCUGCAAAAUGGACUGAGUGUGUUUCUGAGAUACUGGCUUCACUAAACAUUAAAAGGUACCUCAGUGUAAAUAGCUUUAUGACAAGGCAAUAACAAUGGAGAAUGUUAUUACUUUGUCCUGUAUAGUAAACUUUGGAAAGGUGUAAUGAAUAAGCAGCUAAAAUUGUGUCGCUUAUUAAUUUCUUUUUACUCUGUGUGCUGAAUUCCAAAUUGUCAUUCUGUCAUAGCAUAGCUGCCAACUCUCUCAGUUUUUGUUACAUUUCCCAGUCUCAUGGAAAUCACCAAAUUUCCCAAUUUUUAAUUCUUAGUCUACUAAUGGAAAUGAUUUUCAGCAAUACAAGAAAUUUAUUGAAUUAAUAAAAUUUAAAUUGUUCAGAUUUCAUCCCUCACCCCUAGUAAUUUUCAACAUUCUUUUUCUUAUUAAAUUUUAUUUUAUUUGAAUUGCGUUAAACUAUCGUAUUGAAGAACUUCAAAUGAAGAUUCAAUCUAAUAUUAAACCAAUCAGUAAUUUAUUUCGCUUUGUGUUACAUCAAUAUAUGGUACAUAACUAAGUUUAUCCACACAAAAUUGUGUGCAUUAAUUAUUAAUUUUAUUUGCAUUGUGUUUAAAAUUGCCUUGAUAAAUUAAAGCAUUCACUCUUUCUAGUCAGUUUUAGGUACAAGAACCUUCCAGUUUUUCAUAUUUUAAAGUUGGCAGCUAUGUCAUAGAUUAGAAUUCUCUGCACAAAGUUUUAAAAAAAAUUCUGUUACUCUAAAUAUUUAUUUUAAGUAGGUAAUGGAGCAUAAAUCAGUUUUAUUGAGAUUUCCCCAAGAAAUAUGUUGUAUGACAAUGUAAUAUUACAUUGCUGAAAGUCUGUGCAUUAUUUUCAUUACUGUGAGAUUGGUUUACUUUUGUAUUGUUUAUUCUAUAGGUUAUUUUUGAUGAUUGCGAAAAAUUUCUUAUUCACAAAUGGAAGCUAAUUUUUUCCAUUUUAGUAUUUUUGAUGAAUGUUACGCAAUUCAUGUGUGAAGAUAUAAAUUUUAAUAAACUGAGAUUUUUUUCAAA